Molecule: messenger RNA, 2262 nt
Organism: Plasmodium reichenowi
Lineage: Eukaryota; Apicomplexa; Aconoidasida; Haemosporida; Plasmodiidae
Exons: 1
Coding region: 1-2262 (753 amino acids)
Source: RefSeq, a predicted model, not a curated record
AUGAUGAAUAUGAUCACCUAUAUGUACUACAUGGUGUACAUAACCACUACAAUUUUCAUUUUUAAAGAUAACUAUAACAUAAUAAACAGGAAUAUGAAGGAAAGUAAUUUUUUCACAAGAAGCUUUUACAACAAUAAAUUAUCCCGAAUAUUUUAUGAAGAUGAUUAUGAUUUUUUCCGUUUGGUAUUUGUAAAAUUUCUUAUAAAAGUACAAUAUUUAAAUAAGUAUGUACAUUUAGGAGAUGUAAAAGAAUCUUUUGAAAAGAUAAUGCUUAGUAUGAACAUAAAUCAUCAAAACGAAAUGUAUAUGAAAUUAUAUGAAGAAAUUAAAAAAAUUGGAGAAGAUAAAAGAUAUAAGGAAUUAUAUGAAAAUAAUAAUAUAAAUAUUGAGAUUGAAAAGAGGGUAAGACAAAAUAGGAACAGAAUAACUUUAUUAUCUCUUCUACCAUUUGAUUAUGAACUAAAAACAUUAAAUGGUAAAGAAAGUUAUAAAAAGAUACAAUUAUUGUUAGAUAUUUUAUAUGUAUCUAUAAUAAUAAGUUAUCAUUCAUUAUUUAAUAAUAAGGAAAGAAAAAAUAUGUUAAUAUUGAUGUAUGAAAAUACGAUAAACCAAUGGAUGAGUUUAAAUUAUUUAAGAAAGAUAAUGAAAUAUGAAUUAUCUCUAAAUAAUGAUGGUAUAUUAAUGUAUAUAUCUUUAAAUAAGAAAAAGGAAAGAACAAAACCAAAAGAGAUAAAUAUAAAAUUAAAUAAUAAAAAUAAUGAGUUAAGAGAAUUAAACAAAGAUGUACAAAUAAUGAAUGAUAUAAAAAUAAUAAAUGAUGAUAUAAUAAAAAAUAUAGAAAAUAAAUUUAAACAUAUUAUAAACGAACAUAUACAACAUUUAUAUCCAAAUGUUAUAGGUAAAGAAAAGUUAUCUUUUUUGUUGAACAAGUUAAUGAAUGUAUAUAUUCCUCCAGUACGUGUAAUAGGAUAUGCUACAUUUAAUAAACAUAAUUUAUAUACCACAGAUGAAAAUAUAAAAAUAAAUAAUCAAUUUACAGAAGAAUAUUUUAAUAUCAACAAGGACAAAGUUGUCAUUCAGGUGAUGAUAGGUAAUAAUAUUGAAGGAAACAAGGAGACAACACGGCAAAAUGAUGAUAAUAAGAAUAAAGGGAAUUAUUAUAAUACCACACGUGAUGAUUAUAAUACCACACGUUAUGAUUAUAAUACCACACGUGAUAGAAGUAAUAAUUACUACGAUUCUAGACAACAUGAUAACCAUACUUACCAAAAUAAUCCCGCACAUGAUAUACACGACUUUCAUUUUACUAUAGAAUAUAUGUACAACAUUUUUAUGAAUUAUAUAUUUUAUAACGACGAUUCUUUUCUUGAUAAUUAUAAAUAUACCUCCUUCAUUACAUCAAAAUACAUAUUUGGUGAUAAGCAACAUAACAAAGCAAAAGAAGAAAAGAAAUAUGAGGAUUUAUCCUUACAUAUAUUUCUAAGAAUAAAGAAGAAAUUGAAAUUUACCUUUAGCCAUUUACAAAAAUUUUUCUUUAAAAAUUUUGCAUAUAUUAGCUCAUUAUAUGAUAUAUAUUUUUAUGGGGGGUGUUUAAAAUAUCAGGAUGGUGAUAUGAUAAAAGUAGUUGGACAUUUUGGAGAGGGUAUAGAUAUUAAAUUGAUAAAUAAUGUAUUAAUUAAAAUGAAUAUACGUGAAAUUAUUAUACAUAUUAAAUUGUCGACAAAGAAAAGAAAAGCUCAUGAACAAAAUGAAUCAUAUACUUAUAUAACUAUUAAACAAAUAAAAAAACAAAUAAACAAUUCAAAUAUAUUUCAUGUUAUAUAUACUUUAGUUGAUAGUACUAAAUUAUUACCAAAACAUAUAAAUUGUAUAACAUGUAGAAAUUUAAAAUAUCAUUAUAUUAUUCUGUUGAUUACAGCUAUUGUACCCUCUUUAAUUAUAUUUAUUAUUUUCUAUAUUAUAUAUUAUUGGAAAGACAGAAAUUGCAGUAAUUCAAAAAAAAAAAUUUGUACAAAUCAUAUCUCACAAACUUAUCCAUGUUUCUUUCAUUUCAAAACACAUUCUAAUCGUUACAUCAGAUUAUCCGAAAAAAAAAAUCCAUAUACUCGUCUCUCCAAAAAUUAUAACGAAAAAAAAGAGGAUAAAAAAAAAAUAAAAAUAAAAAUAAAAAAUAAAAUGAAGAGUAAAAUGAAAAAUAAAAAGAAAAAUAAAAAGAAAAAUAAAAAUAAAAAGAAACAAAAUAUGGAUAUUCUAAUGAAAUGA